Ornithodoros turicata is the source of this 1378-nucleotide messenger RNA. RefSeq names its product xaa-Arg dipeptidase-like. The transcript has 6 exons. Gene Ontology annotation, molecular function: dipeptidase activity. The coding region runs from base 37 to 1248 and encodes 403 amino acids. NCBI's taxonomy places the organism in Eukaryota, Metazoa, Arthropoda, Arachnida, Ixodida, Argasidae. The record is from RefSeq and is a predicted model, not a curated record.
AGAAGAAGAAGGUUGCGUUCUUGGAGCAGAGGUGGAAUGGAAGCGAAAAACACGGCAGAAGACAAGACAGCAGAGUCCAGUACCAUGGCUGCAUAUGACAUCGCCGCUGUGCUGGAGACCGUGAACAUUAGCUUGUACUCCAACCCCGAGAUUGGUAUGAAGGAGACCAAGGCGCACAACUUGCUGUGCAGCGUUCUCAAGAACAUGAGCUUCCAAGUCCAAGAACAUUACAUGUUCCAAACGGGAUUUCGCGCUGAAUUCGCGAUUAAGGAAGGGGGACCACGCAUCUGCAUUAUCUGCGAGUACGACGCUCUCCCGGAUAUAGGGCACGCCUGUGGCCACAACUUAGUGGCUACUGGAGCUGUGUGUGCUGCUUCCCUUAUCAGUAAAGAAAUUAAGGAUAAAGGUCUUGCGGGGAAGCUUAUCGUACUUGGCACACCAGGGAAGGAGAAUAAUUCCACCAAAGCUAUCCUAAUUAACAAUGGGGCCUUUGAAGACGUCGACGUGGCUAUGGGACUCCACCCCGGCUCAAGCGGCACGCUCAAUCCGAGGACUCGCUGUUCACUAAGGGUACAAAUCCGGUUUCGCGGUACCCGCAUGCUGCCUUCCUCGGGGCUGCCCUGCAUACACAACGCCAUGGACGCAGCAGUGCUCGCAUACAUGAAGAUCACCUUAUCCAGGCAGCUUAUGCCUCGUAGCUGGAAGAUAAAUGGCGUGAUUAACCUGCCCGGCAGGUAUCCCUGCGAGGUGCCAGGGUUCACGGAGUCCGAAUAUAUUUUGGAAGCGCCCAGACAUGACAAUCUGCUAACGCUUCGAGCGUCCGUAGAGAACUGCAUCCUGGCCGUUGCUAAAGAGUCAGGUUGCACGGUGGAAGCGAAGUUCUUUACACCUGCCCUCAACUUCUUGUCCAACGAGCCAAUGGCAAACAUGUUCAGGUCACACCUCAGUGGAAACCUCAGCUUGGAGCUAUUCCCCUCGUCCAAUGCCGCACAGCCAUUGUCACCGACGGACUGGGGCAACGUAUCGCAGGUUGUGCCUUGCAUUUGCCCUUACUACCGCAUCUGGAGCCACGGGCCGAAACAUACGCGGCAGUUCACCACGGCAGCGGGCACAAAGGAGUCUGCUGCUGCUACAUUGGAGGUAGCUCUCGCGUUGGCCAGCACCGCACUCCAAGUCCUGAAGACACGGUCAACGCUGAAGAAGAUUAGGACUGCCUUCGAAGAACAACUAAAAAAUGUUGACGCGUAAUAUUAAGGGUCUCAAAAGAACCGUUCGCUAAAAAAAAAAAAAAAAAAGAUAAUGUAGGAACAUGUGUCAAUCGAUGCAUUUUUCAACAAUGAACACAUAUGUUUUGACGUUUUCUUACGUCCAAUUUACA